Molecule: messenger RNA, 4509 nt
Organism: Funneliformis geosporum
Lineage: Eukaryota; Fungi; Glomeromycota; Glomeromycetes; Glomerales; Glomeraceae
Source: the annotation of a GenBank genome assembly
AUGAUAAUAAAUACUUCGCUACCAAGUCCAUCUUCCUCUUCUUCAAAUUCGUUAAAAUCAUCGUACUUCACACCAUUAAACUUUAUUGAAAAUACUGAUAAAUAUUAUGAAGAUGGAGAAUGGCAAGCAUUCGUCCAAGAAGAUGAGUCAAUUAUUGGAAUUCAUAGUAUCGAUUACAAUGUAAACAAUUUAACAAAUGAUACAUUACAACAUAAAUCAGGUUCAUCAGCAUCAAAAACUUCCUUAGAAGUCAAUCCCGCACCUGCCAAUAAUUCAUCCGCAGUCCUACAUGAUGACUUACUAUUAAAUUUAAAUCGCAUGGAUGAUCUUCAACAUACAAAUUCUUUUUCCUUAACAACACCUAUACCGAUUGCAAUUCCAACAACACCUUCUUCAUCGACGGUAUCAUUAUUAGCUUCAUCACCUGGUUCUGAUAUACAAAUUGAUCGAGACAAUUCAAAUGUUUGGAAAAAUUUCCUCUUUUCUUAUGCACGAGGAAAUUUUAAUCCUUUAAUUAUACCAAAAAAACCGACUAAAUUAAAUCUUCAUAGAAGAAAUAAAAAUGCUAGUCAUUAUAGUAAAAUGAGCAUUCAAACUAGUCCAUUAAGUACAGAUAAUAUUAAAGAUAUUAUCAAUGAUAAAGAUUUUGUUAUUAAUGAAUGGAGAAAUAUUAGUGCUCAACACAUGGAAGGAUAUUCUUUUAGUGAGCAUGAUACGAAUAUUCCUAAACGUAGGAGAGCGUUGUGGAAAUUUCAAAUACUCAACACAUCAAAUGAUGUUAAUUUUACCCGUAUUGUUGCAUUAGCAAAAGAACAUUUUAAAGUAUCAAUAUCCCUAAUAUCACUUGUAAACACCACUCAUCAAUGGUUUAAAGCGGAGGAUGGAUUAGGAUGUAAUGGAACAACCAGAGGAAUAAGUUUUUGUGGACAUGCCAUAUUACAAGAGAAUGGGGAACCAUUCGUUGUACCUGAUACCCAAUUGGAUUGGAGAUUUCACAAAAACCCUUUGGUCACGGAUUCUCCGUUCAUAAGAUUUUAUGCUGGUGCUCCAUUACAAACUGAAGAUGGUCAUAAUAUCGGUACGAUAUGUUUAAUCGAUGAUAAACCAAGGGAUGAUUUCACUGAAAAAGAUUGUGAAAUCUUGAAAGAUUUUGCAAAAGUGGUUAUGAGGGAAUUAGAAUUAUGGGUUGAUACUUUACGUUUACGUGUAAGGAAUGAAAUGCAACAAAGUAUUGCCGAAUUUAGUAAAUUUUGUUUGGAAAUUCAAUUGACCAAUAAUGAAGAAAAUGGGUUAAGUUCUAACACCGGUAUUGUCGGUGACCCUAUCAUGAAGCGAUGUUUUAACAUGGCUGUUAAAUUAAUGAGGGAUACUUUAAAUAUAGAUUUCGUUUAUUUAUUAGAGAUGCCAUCUAGUCCAAUAAUAUCAACUACUUGUUCAUCAAAUGGGUUCUUUCUAAAUAGUCCUCCUCCUGAUAUAUCAACAAAAUAUUUAAAGUUUCUUGCUUCCGCUGGUCCAAUCGAAUUGUCUUCUGAGGCGUUAACAGCAUCGGUGAAUACUUCUUUCCUUUCUUACAUGAUGCAACAUUAUUCGCAAGGUUAUAUUUAUCAAAAUGCCUUACCUCCUUUACCUACCUUAUUUCCGGAUGAUGUACAUUCUGGUAUUGUGGUACCUAUUUAUGAUGAUUCACAAAAUGCUUUUGGUUUCUUAAUUGCGAUGACAAAAGAUCCACUGAGACAAUUUGAGGAUGAAGAACGUGUUUACUUAAGUAAUUUUGGUGUGAACGUCGUUAGUGAAGUAUUAAAGAGAAGGGUGAUCGUCGCCGAUCGAGCAAAAGGUACAUUCAUCUCUUCUAUUUCUCAUGAAUUAAGAACCCCUCUUCAUGGUAUUCUAGCAAGUUGUGAGUUAUUGGAAGAAAGUAAAUUAAAUGAUGCCCAAUCGGAGUUGAUUAAGACCAUACAUGGUUGUGGGACUUCUUUAAUUAGUAUUAUUAAUAGCGUAUUGAACUUUGCUAAAUUAGAGAGUGAAAAACAAGAUUAUGCUGACGAUCAAAUAUUUGGCGAGAACGAAAUUCGACGUGAUAUUAAUAGCACUGAUCGUAAUAACAAUGGCAAAAAGAAGAAGGAACGUGUUAAUUUAGUCAAGUUGGUGGAAGAAGUUGCUGAAGCUUGCGUUGUUGGUCAACAAAUGGUUACUGCCGUUUAUAGUAGUAAUAAUUAUUCCCUUAAUAAGGGUGAUAACGAUGAAUUUUUUCGUACACAAGCAAGAAGGAAACAUGUUUCUGAAUUACUACAUCCUCACCAAUUUCAACAUCAAAAUAAAAGUGAUUCCUUGGAACAAACUGAAGAUGUAUAUGUUUUGAUUGAUAUUGAGCCUAGGGAUGCUGGUUGGUGCGUUAUGGCUGAUGAUGGUGCCAUAAAACAAAUGUUAAUGAAUGGAUAUGUGCUAGUAUCAUUAACUACAAUACCAUGUUCAUCAUUAUGUGAACAAUAUAAGAAGCAUACGAGGGAUUUCCCAUCAAAAUUUCAUGCAUUAUUAACGAUCACGGAUACGGGACAUGGUAUCUCUCCAUCAUUUUUAACGACAAAUAUAUUUCAACCCUUUUCUCAAGAAAAUUCACUACAAGUAGGAACCGGAUUAGGACUAUCUAUUGUUAAAUUAUUAGUAGAGAAGAUGGGUGGUAGAUUAGAUAUUGAGAGCGAAGUUGGAGUUGGUACAAGGGUUAGGAUUUGGUUGGAUUUUGAUCAAUUUCCAUCUAACAUUGAAAAACGUUCAAGUUUCUCUUAUAAAGAUGAAAAACAGCGACGAACCAUUCUUGAGGCAAUAAAGGAAAAAACAUUUGUAGUUAAAUGCACCAAGGGUAAACUUAAAGAAAUGGUAGAAAAAUGUUUAAAUAACUGGUUUAAAGUGAAACAAAUUAUUGUUGAGGAAAAUGGUGGUGAUAUUGAGGGCGAUAUUAUAUUUAUUAAUGAUGAUCUUGAUCAACUAAAAAGAAUAUUAUCUAAAGUUAAUCCCAAGUUAACUCCUGUGGUGUUUGUUACUUCUUUGGCUAAACAUGGUAAAACUGCUGAUUUUGUUGAGAAAUUACAAGAUGAAGAAGGAAAUUUUAAAGACGGAAAGAGAAAACGAAAGGUUGUUAUACUUUCACGACCUUGUGGUCCUCAUAAAUUAGAAAACGCCAUUGUUUCUGUUUUUUCAAAUUUAAAACUUGAUGAUAACGCUGCCAAAGAAGUGAAUUCAGUACAACAUUUGGAUGAUGAUUCCCAACCACAGAAUUUGAAAACAACUUCAAAUGAUAAUGUUUUAAAAUAUUAUAAUUAUUCUUCUUCGGAAGAAACAUUAAUUUCGAGACAACGAUCUCCAUCGAUUACUCCUCCUACAACUCCAAAAGUUAUUAUCAAAUUUGAUGAUCAUUCAACUGAACCGAAAGCACAGCUUACAAACGUACUACCUUCACGACCUUCUUUCAAUCGGUCUAAUACAUUGCCAAACAUUCACUUACAAUCACCUUCAAAUCGUGAGGCCAAAUUCUUAGCAAUUCCCAAAUCGACCACACCUCCACCUACUUUAAUAUCAACUUCAUUACCAAGCACCUAUUCUAGUAAUAAGGAUAAUACUUUAUGUCAAUUGAAGAAAUCUCCGUCUUAUAAUUCCCUCAACACGUCAAAUUUUUCUAAGCGACCUACUUCGGGACCUAGAGUAUUGGUGGUUGAGGAUAAUGCUAUUAAUAGAAUGAUUUUAGCUACGUUUUUGAAAAAACGCGAUAUUAAAUUUGAAGAGGCUGAAAACGGUGCGAUUGGCGUUGAAAAAUUCCGAAGAGCAUUGGAAGAAGAUGGCAGAGAAAAUCCUAAACGAAAAGGAUUUGAUAUUGUUCUUAUGGAUAUACAAAUGCCUAUUAUGAAUGGUAACAAAGCAACAGCCGAAAUACGUAAAAUUGAAUAUGAAUUGAAUCCAAAACAACUUCCAAAAUUAUCACCUUUGUCAGAAUAUCCCAAAUCAUCAUUGCCAGAAGAAGAUUACUUUUCAACGCCUUUGAUGACUCCCUCACUUUUCAAUCGAUUUCCUACUACCAAUGAUUCUACUAUUUCAGGUUUUUCUUCAUACAUUAACAAUAGAUAUGCUCCAAUACCAAUUCAAAGCACAGACAAUAAUUUAAGUGCAAACGCACAAAAACAAAAGAAUAAAUUAUCAUAUAGAAGAAUUUCACAUCCCGAGCGACUCUCUCUUCACUAUAAUUAUAAUUCAUUGAAUGAAAAAUCUAAUCCUUCUAAAUUAUCACCGCCACUAUUAGAAUCUAAAAUUACUGAAGGUUCAGACUUAUCUCCAUUGCCUUCUCCCUUACAAUACUCGACAUUUCAUUCUUCUCGUUCUUUAAUAUUUGCUUUAACCGGUUUAGCUAGUGAAAAAGAUAAAAACAUUGCUUUUGAGAGCGGUGUUGAUGGUUUUUUGACUAAACCAGUUAGUUUAAAAACGUUGGAAAAAAUAUUUAAAAAAUGGUCUGAAAGGAAAUGA